Messenger RNA from Schistosoma spindalis, 1966 nucleotides. NCBI's taxonomy places the organism in Eukaryota, Metazoa, Platyhelminthes, Trematoda, Strigeidida, Schistosomatidae. The record is from the annotation of a GenBank genome assembly.
AUGGGUGAACGUAAGUCUGAUGGUCAAUACGAGUCUAAGAGCUCUCGAGUCCAUUAUACUCGAGAAGAAAUCCUAGCAGUUAAAGAAAAUGCGGUUUCUACGGCCGAAUUUUCGGACGAAUUCUCUCGGAUAAAUGCUUCUGUUAUGCGUUCAACUCGCGGAAGGGCUAGACCCAAUUCUUUUUCUAAAACUCAGGGGGGCGAGAAGACUCGAGAUGCUUCCAACAUAGUCCUCGGUCCUCAAAAACGUUCGUGGAACACUGGUUGUCAUGUCUCUCAACAGCCUCAAGGUCGUGAAACGUCAGAUGCGAAUAGUUCUACUCGUUGGCCUAAAUUUAACUCAGAAAGCCGAUCAUACGACAAGCAGCAUUGUAAAGCGACUGGUGAAUACAAAAGAGAGUAUCGAUCCAACGAUAUCCGUGGCUCCGGUCGAGGUCGUGAUCGCGGUUCGGGAAGACAUGCUGAAGGUGUUCCGUUUGUUAAAAACCACUGCAGAGAAGACCGUUACAGUCAUGAUCGUCGACUUUCUUGUUCUCACAGCGACGAUGAACCUGAGUGGUUUGCAGAAGGUCCUACCACGGUUAACGAAACGAUUGAACUUGGAGGAAUUUUAGAAGAAACCGUAGAAUGUGGCUCACCCAGAAAGUGCGUAGGAGUGGAAAAUGAUCUUUCGCAAGUUGAUGAUAGUAUAUUGACAAAUUCAAGCACUAGUACUAAAAACAUCUUUGAUGACAAGGUUUUGGAGGACGAAAUCCAUGCAUUCCCUGAACAAUCAAGCAAAUCCACAACUAGUGUCGUAGACCACGUAACGUCCGAUAAUCAAGGAAGCCGUUUCAAACACCUGUUUCAAAAGAAUGAGAUAUCAGAUGAAAAUAAGCUUCCGAACAAACCCGCUUCUUUAGACAAUAUCAACGAACAGUUACUUAGGUUGCUGAAAGGUUCGUGCGGAAAUUACUCCAGUCAUCUCAGUCCCGAAAAGAACAGUGCUCUUCAAGUUGAAAAUAAGCUUCGCUCGAUUCUACUUGGACAUGGCCCUGUUUAUCCCCCAAAAGUUGGGCCGGUCAAAGAAUCAAAACCAGCAGUACUAACUGUUGAAGAAAUUGAAGCUCAGCUUAAAUUACCUCAGGGAGAUUCAACUGAUAUAAACGAAUCAAUCGACCCAGUUGUUGAUUCUCUUACUCAUCAUUCGGAUCCUUUCAUAGAUGAUCAAGCCAUUAAAUCUCGUGGCAUACCUAUUGGCUCGUCAAAAAACUGUAGCUUGUUUUCUCAGUCAGGAACAACUUCCAACCUGGUGCCUAUUUUGCAAUCGCUGGUGAUCAGAAAACAGCAAAAAUCCGUCUACUCUCAGUCUACAAAUCCGCAAAAUUCACACUCACCAUUUGGACUGGUCCCAAAUUUUAUGGGAGAUGCCACGUCUGCAGGUUCAUAUAUUAGUCGAUUGCAAAACCCAGGUGUCCCCCUUGAUGUACCUUGUGAUGUCGAUCUACCUUCUCAUGGUUCCCUUCGUCAAAUUUGGAAUGGUACAAGAGAUGUUGCUGUUCACCCAAGCCCACAACUGCACCCCUUAGGUUUGUAUCCUGAUGCAUCUAGACUUCAAACUAUUAAAACUCCGGACUCAGGAUUACCUGGAAGGCCUAUAGUUAAGGCUCAACAAAAUGUUCUCUCUGAUUACAACUCAAAUGGACAGGCACCAAACUCCACUUUUAAUAAUACUCAGAGCCAUUUGUCUGUCAAUCCAUCAGUUCACCAAGACUCUAGCCAUCGUCUGCUUGAUAUGAAUGUGAAGCAGUUUUACCUUGGCAGUACUGAGUCCUCAAAUCCAAAUAAUUCUCAUGGAUCUUUACCUUGUUCAAAACAAAACUAUGGAAAUUUAUUCCCGUUCCAACGCUCAAGCCCAUCACUGGCGUCAUCUAUUAAUUGGAAUAAGAAUUCUGCCCAACACCAAGCCAAAGUUAAUGAAUCUCUAA